Messenger RNA from Cervus elaphus (red deer), 4225 nucleotides. It is a transcript of the gene TRAIP, whose product is annotated as TRAF interacting protein. The transcript is spliced from 15 exons. The coding region runs from base 121 to 1536 and encodes 471 amino acids. The record is from RefSeq and is a predicted model, not a curated record. Lineage: Eukaryota; Metazoa; Chordata; Mammalia; Artiodactyla; Cervidae.
CUCUCCCGGAAGUUGCGCCGUGGAGCCAAAUUCGAAGCUAGUGAAGACGCGGAGGCACGGCCACCAAGCUGGACCCGUCGCCGUUUCCUUGGCUACCUCGGCCACUUGAGACCACUCAUCAUGCCUAUCCGUGCCCUGUGCACCAUCUGCUCCGACUUCUUUGAUCACUCCCGCGACGUGGCCGCCAUCCAUUGCGGCCACACCUUCCACUGGCAGUGCCUAAUUCAGUGGUUUGAGACAGCACCAAGUCGGACCUGCCCACAGUGCCGAAUCCAGGUUGGCAAAAGAACCAUUAUCAAUAAGCUCUACUUUGACCUUGCCCAGGAGGAGGAGAAUGUCUUAGAUGCAGAAUUCUUAAAGAAUGAACUGGAUAAUACCAGAGCCCUGCUUUCCCAGAAAGAGAAGGAAAAACGAGACAGCCAGCUCAUCAUCGACUCUCUGCGGGACACGCUGGACGAGCGCAACGCCACUGUGGAGUCCCUGCAGAGGGCCCUGGACAAGGCCGAGAUGCUGUGCUGCGCCCUCAAGAAGCAGAUGAAGUACUUGGAGCAGCAGCAGGAUGAGGCCAAGCAAGCUCGGGAGGAGGCCCGCCGACUCCGGAGCAAGAUGAAGAGCCUGGAGCGAAUCGAGCUCCUACUUCAGAGCCAGCGGCCCGAGGUGGAGGAGAUGAUCCGAGACAUGGGUGUGGGACAGUCCGCGGUGGAGCAGUUGGCUGUGUACUGCGUGUCCCUCAAGAAAGAGUACGAGAAUCUAAAAGAGGCACGGAAGGCCUCAGGGGAGCUAGCUGACAAACUGAAGAAGGACUUGCUUUCUUCCAGAAGCAAGUUGCAGACAGUCUGCUCUGAACUGGACCAGGCCAAGUUGGAGCUGAGGUCGUCUCAGAAGGACUUAGAGAGUGCUGACAAGGAAAUUGCGAGCCUGAAAAAAAAGCUGACGAUACUGCAGGAAACCCUGAAGCUGCCACCAGGAGACAGUGAAACUAUCAACCGCCUCGUUUUAGAGAGCCCAGCUCCUGUGGAGAUGCUGAGUCUGAAGCUUCGCCGGCCAGCCUUUGGCGAUGACAUUGACCUCAAUGCCACCUUUAAUGUGGACACUCCCCCAAGCCAGCCCUCCAGCACCCAGCAUGGCCUUGCCAAGAGGCUAUUCCCUGAGAAGGCACAUUCUUCUGUUCAGGAUGUUCCCAAGAAGAUGCCCAAAGGCCCCAGGCAGGAGUCCCAGCUCUCGCUGGGGGGCCAGCGCUGUCUGGGGGAGCCUGACGAGGAGCUGGCUGGCGCAUUCCCUGUCUUCAUCCGGAAUGCUGUCCUGGGCCACAAACAGACCAAGAGGGUCAGGGCAGAGCCCUGCCGCAGCACAGAUGCAGUAAGGAUAGGCUUCGAUGGACUUGGAGGCCGAACAAAAUUCAUCCAGCCUACCGACACAACUAUGAUCCGCCCACUGCCGGUUAAACCAAAGCCCAAGGCCAGGGCUAGGCAGAAACUGGGGGCCAGGACAGUGCCCACCCCCUCCCAGGCCACGCUGGACAAUUUCCUGUGGUAGUGAGAACAGUGAGUCUGAUCAGUGGCUGGAUACAUGCCUCUGGCACAGGCCGAGGACUGGUGACUGGCUUGGCAGAGGGUUUGGCAGGCAUGGCCCCUCUUCUAGGACCAGCCCUGUGGACAAGGAUAAAUAAGAAGAUGGGGGUGAAAGUGGGGCCCAGAAACCUGCUUUUCCUGCACAUACCCUGCCCCACCCCCGAUCAUACUGGGUCUCCCUGUGGGGGCUGAUGUGAUCAGUGUUCCUGCCAGCAGGGCUUGCCCCUUGUUCCAGACUUCCGUUUAUAGCCAUGAUCAGAUGUGGCUGGGCUACUUCUGAUCCUCAGACCAGGGUCUUUUGUUGACUGUAAGCACCAAAGUCUUGAGGCUUCUCAGGCCUCCUCAGCCUGCCCAGGCUUCUGCCUGCCUCUGACUUGCUGUUGGCAUGGCCUGGGCCAGGUAUGGCUGGGAAAGGGCAAUGGUGGUAGGGAGAGGAGGGGGGGAGAUUUCUAAGUGAAAUAAAAAAGAUAUGGUCUUUUCUUCCUGGCUCUGGGAGGGUAAAUUUGCACUCACUUCAAAAAACUGACUUGCAAAAAAAAAUAAAAAACUGACUUGCAUGAUUUUCUAAAAGGGGGACCUUCACCUAGACCCAGACCCAGAAAUUCCACCCUUAGGCAUGUGCCUUCUCAAAGGGCACAGGGAGACUCUAACAAGUGCAACAUCACCUAGCUUUGUCCACAGUCUAUAACCUGGGCACAGUGCAAGGCCAUAAGCAGGAGACCAAAUGGGUGAACCAGGGUCUAGCCACACAGGGAACUCACAGCAAGAAUAACAAUUGCCCUGUGACAACCCCUUCUUCACCUUCAAACUCUGCCAGCCAAAUUGCUAGCCUCUGUGGCUUGGCUUCAAGAGCACUUUCUCCCAGAAGACUGCUCUUUUACGUCCUAACUUGGGUGAGGAUUUGGGUUUCCCUAGUGGCUCAGUUGGUAAAGAAUCCGCUUUGCAGUGCAGGAGACCCAGGUUCAAUCCCUGGGUCAGGAAGAUCCCCUGGAGGAACUGGUAACCCACUCCAGUAUCCUUGCCUGGAAAAUCCCAUGGACAGAGGAGUCUGGUGGGCUACAGUCCAUGGGGUCGUAAAGAAUCGGAUACAGCUGAGUAUCUGAGCAUGUUAGGUGAGGACCCCUAACUUCCGUCUCAUUACUGGGUGGGUGUUCGCCUGUUUCUGCACAUUCCAGCAUGGACCUGGCACAAGAGAAAAUGCUUCAGACUCAGAGUGCCCGUCUGAGCCCUGCAGGUGUGUGGGAGCCUGGGGCUUCUUUGGGGGGGAAGUGAUGCUCUUGGUUAUGGGAGCUGGACUCCUUUGGUGCUGCCUUGAGCCAAGGAUGGUCAGGGAGGGGAAGUGCAGCAUCAAAUUAAGGGUGCAAUGGCUGGCUAAUAGCUUUCUUAUAGAUUAGUAAUCAAUUAGAAUUAAAAACCGAGAAAUAAAAAGAAGAAAAAAUAAUAAUAACAUUAAAAACCCAGUACCAUUUACAUUAGCACCAAGAAAGAAAAAGAAAGGAAAUAAAACAUUUAGAUAUAAAUCUAACAAAAUAUGUACAAGAUCUCUGUGAGGAAAAACUACAAAGCUCUAGGUCUGUACGUACAAUGGAACAUUAUUUAGCCUUUAAAAAAAAUUCUGAAACGUGCUACAACGUAAGUGAAUCUUGAAGACACUAAGCUAUGUGAAAUAAUCCAGGAGCAAAGGACAAAUUGUGCGGGAUUCCAUGUGUAUGAGAUACCAAGAGCAGUCAGAUUCACAGAGACAGAAGGUGGAAUGGUUAUUGCCAAGGAUGGGGAAGGAGGGAAUGGGAAGUUAUUGUCUAAUGGGUUGGAAGUUUCAGUUUGAGAAGGUGAAAUUCUGGACAUGAAUGGUGGUGAUGGUACAACAACGUGAAUGUCUGUAAUGCUACUGAACUGUAUAUUUUAAAACAUUAAAUGUCAUCUUAUGUAUAUUUUCUCACAAUAAAAAAAAAGAAAAUUCUGGUACAUGCUACAAGCUGGAUGAAUGUUGUAAAGGUAUGCUAAGUGAAAGAAACCAGACACAAAAGGGCAAAUAUUUUAUGAUUCCACCUAUAUUCAUUAUCUUCGGUAGGCAAAAUCAUGGAGACAAAGUACAAUAGAAGCUCCUAGGAAACAGAGGAUGGAAGAUUGACGAGUUAUUUUUUAAUGCAUACAGUGUUUCUUCUUGGGCUAAAGCUGUGGAAAUAGUGAUGUGGUUACACAAUACUGUAGAUGUAGUUCCUGGCACUGAAUUGUACAUAUUUAAAAAUGAUUCAACCCAGGCAGUCCAGUGGUUAAUACUCCGUGCUCCCACUGUAGAGGGCACAGGUCCGAUCUCUGCUCAGGGAACCAAGUUCUUGCAUGCCAUGUGGUGUGGCCAAAAUAGAAACAAAAUUAAACAGAUUAAAAAUGAAAAUAGUUAAAACCACAAUUUUAAAAUCCAUCUAUUUCUAUUUUAACGAGAGUGAAAAAAAAAAUCAGGAUUGGAUAUUGAAUGUCAUCAAAUGCCUUUUGGUGUCUACUGAAGACACCACUUCAGAAUCUGGUCCUGGUUUCUGUACCUAGUACAUAUGACACAUCCAAUAAAUGUUUAUUGAAUGAAAAAAAAAAAGCAGAAUUGCCUACCACUUUACACCCACUAGGAUGAGUAUAAUUUGAAAAAAAAGGAAAAACCA